Messenger RNA from Thrips palmi, 1222 nucleotides. RefSeq lists its product as uncharacterized. The transcript has 8 exons. NCBI's taxonomy places the organism in Eukaryota, Metazoa, Arthropoda, Insecta, Thysanoptera, Thripidae. The coding region runs from base 398 to 1222 and encodes 274 amino acids. The record is from RefSeq and is a predicted model, not a curated record.
GUGUGCUGGUCAGUGACUCGCGGUCGCCGCGCCGAGGAGCGCGCGUUAGUGCUCGCGAGCCGUGUCGCAGUGCCGCGCCAACAACAACAGCGGUGCUCGGAGUGACUGGAGUGACAUGUGACGGAUUUAACAGUGGAUGCAGUGGCAAGGCAGUGACAACGCCCUUCGUGCCGCUGUGGCUCGCCGUUAGUGCCGGCUGGCCGCCAUGCCCGGCGCCGCGUGACAGGGGAGUUGUUCGGAAGCCCUGCGGUGACCGUGAGGCAGCCCUGAGGCAACCCUGAGGGCCCCACAGCCAAGCCGGUGGGGGAUGCGGUCGAAGCGGCCGGCACGGAGGACGUCGCCGUCGGCACCGACGCUCGGCACGUAGCGCCGCGCGGACAGCGUGGACAGCGUGGACAUGACAUCGCCGACCAUGGAGGCCAUGCAGGCGUCCCAGCACGUGUACGUCGUCAAGGUGCGCGCGCUGCCGGACCCGGGGCUGCUGUUCCCGUCCGAGCGCCGCUACUCCGCGCUUACAGUGGCGGGGCUGGCCGCGGGGCACGCCCUGCUGGGCUGCGUGGCGCUGCUGCUGGGCGGACUGGCGCUGUCGUGGGACCCGCCGCAAGGGUCGUGGGACCACUACAUCGCCUGGUUCUUCCGCGCCUCGCUGCUCGCCGCCGUGGUGGCGGCCGCCGGGCUGGUGCUCACGUCGGCCGCCCUGGUGCACCUCCACGAGAACGCGCUCUCCGUGCGCCCCGUCAGCGCCAUCCACCCGGCGGACCUGCCCCACCUGCCCCCGCACCUGGCCGCCUACGAGCCGGACCACGACGUCUCCUCCGACGCGGCGGUCGCCGACGAAGGCAGCGGCGGCGGGUCCUCGUGGCUCGACAUCUCUGACCUGCCCCUGCCGGACGCCAACAGCAGCACCAUCAGCAGCGGCGGCGUCUUCUCGGACCUGGUGCGCGACCAGGACCACGACCUGGUGGCCGCGGACUCGACGCGCCACGAGGACAAGGAGGUGCCCGGCCGCGACCACGCGGACUCGCACUCCAGCUUCGCGAGCUUCGCCGGCCAGCCCGAGUGGUCCGUGCUGCGCUGGGUGCCGGUGCCGCUGCCGCCGCGCGCCUCGGCGCAGAUCCGCUCGCUGCUGGCCGCCAACGUGCUGGUGGCGUGCUUCCUCGAGCUGCUCAUGAUCAACAGUGGAGAUCAUACUGACAAAUGCAAGGAUGACACCAACCCAUAA